AUGGUCUAUUCAAGGGCAGGAAAUGUGCGUGUUUGGUGCACUCCAGCACAGAUAUAUAGAAGAGGCUAUGUACGUCCAAGAGUACAAGGCAGAGGAGGCUCUGUGGUGGUCUGGAGUGCAUUUGGGCUGGUGGAGUGGGAAAACUUGAAAGAUGGCGAGUUCAUUUUCCAAGAAGAUAAUGCACCCUGCCAUAAAGAUAUUUUAGCAAAAGAAUAUAAAGAAGACGUGAAUCUGCCAGUGAUGACAUGGCCAGCAAACAGUUCUGAUCUGAGUUCAAUAGAAAACAUUUGGGCAUACUUGGAAUGCCAGCUGAGAGCUAGAAGGAUAACGCCAAUGAAUUCACACUUGUUGGCCAGAGCUCUUCAAGAAUAA
Messenger RNA from Phycomyces blakesleeanus NRRL 1555(-), 372 nucleotides. RefSeq lists its product as hypothetical. The record is from RefSeq and is a predicted model, not a curated record. NCBI's taxonomy places the organism in Eukaryota, Fungi, Mucoromycota, Mucoromycetes, Mucorales, Phycomycetaceae. The coding region runs from base 1 to 372 and encodes 123 amino acids. Gene Ontology annotation, molecular function: nucleic acid binding. The transcript is spliced from 2 exons.